GGGAACACCCCCACCAGCCCGCUGCAGAAGGCGCUGCUGGCGGCCGGCUCGGCGCUCGUGGCUCUCUGUGACCCCUACAGACACGACAUGGUGGCAGUCCUUGGGGAGACCACGGGCUGCCUUGCCCUGCCCAACCUGCGAGACAAGAUGAAAAACCACCCUGAAGGUUACCUCAUCCUCCAGGAAAGGCCUCGCAUCCGUCUCUCCACACUGGACAUGGCCAGGCUGCAGGGGCUGCCAGAGGGCUCCUUGGGCAGAGAGUAUGUCCGGUUCCUGGAGGACAACAAGGUUUCUCCCGACACCCGGAUGCCGCCCAAGUUUGUUGAUGAUGAAGAGCUGGCCUACGUGAUCCAGAGAUACCGUGAAGUCCACGACCUGAUGCACACCCUCCUGGGCAUGCCAACCAACAUGCUGGGUGAGGUGGUGGUGAAGUGGUUUGAAGCCAUCCAGACAGGGCUGCCCAUGUGUAUCCUGGGAGCAGCGUUUGGCCCCGUCCGUCUCAGCGCACGAAAGCUGCAGGUCCUGGCCACCGAGCUGGUCCCCUGGGCGAUCCGGAGCGGGCGCAACUCCAGCUGCAUCCUGAACAUCUACUACGAGCAGCGCUGGGAGCAGCCCCUGCAGGCCCUGCGGGAGGAGAUGGGCAUCUUCCCCCCCCCGGCUGUUCGGGUGUGA
Chaetura pelagica (chimney swift) is the source of this 672-nucleotide messenger RNA. It is a transcript of the gene COQ4, whose product is annotated as coenzyme Q4. The record is from RefSeq and is a predicted model, not a curated record. Gene Ontology annotation, biological process: ubiquinone biosynthetic process. The transcript has 6 exons. The annotation marks the transcript as partial. Gene Ontology annotation, cellular component: mitochondrion; mitochondrial inner membrane. Lineage: Eukaryota; Metazoa; Chordata; Aves; Apodiformes; Apodidae.